CUGGGCCUAGCUACGUGUGGAAAAAUAUCAGAGAGCAAUACGAAACGUAUUGUUCUUCCACUUAGGAAGGUUUUUUUUUCGUUUUCCCAACAAGUGUUUAGUGCAGUGCACACUCGAAUAAAAAGAAAUACGAAGAAAAUGCCACGAAUAUCCACUAUCUCCAUUCCCGUGGGAGUCUUCCUGCUUAUCAACCUGAUGAUAAGUGUAGACGGCCUUGUAAAAGAAGGGGAUUACCAGAAUUCUGUGUAUCAACAGAAUCUGGAGUCAAACUCCGCAACAGGCUCAACGGCAUCCUUUCCAUUCCUGAUGCCCAAGGUUUCCCCGCAAACCCCCGAUCUGUACUUGUGCACGCCCAUUAAAGUCGACCCCACUACAACCUACUAUAUAGUUGGAUUCAAUCCUAAUGCUACCAUGAACACGGCCCACCAUAUGCUGCUCUACGGAUGCGGAGAGCCCGGAACCACGAAGACCACUUGGAACUGUGGUGAGAUGAACCGAGCUUCCCAGGAGGAGUCGGCCAGUCCCUGCGGACCCCAUUCUCAUUCUCAGAUCAUAUAUGCUUGGGCUAGAGAUGCCCAAAAGCUGAAUUUGCCCGAAGGAGUGGGUUUCAAGGUGGGCAAGAACUCGCCCACCAAGUACUUGGUACUGCAAGUUCAUUAUGCCCACAUUGAUAAAUUCAAAGAUGGUUCGACCGAUGAUUCAGGUGUGUUCUUGGAUUACACAGAAGAGCCCCGUAAAAAGUUGGCUGGCACUCUAUUGCUGGGCACAGACGGACAGAUUCCGGCCAUGAAAACGGAGCACUUGGAAACCGCUUGCGAAGUGAAUGAGAACAAGGUGCUGCAUCCUUUCGCCUACCGCGUGCACACCCACGGACUGGGAAAGGUGGUGUCUGGCUACAGGGUCAGGACCAAUAGCGAUGGGGAACAGGAGUGGCUGCAACUUGGCAAGAGGGAUCCCCUCACGCCCCAGAUGUUCUAUAACAUCAGCAACAGGGAUCCCAUUGUCGAGGGAGAUAAGAUAGCCGUGAGGUGUACUCUGCAAAGUACCCGCCAUCGAAUAACCAAAGUCGGCCCAACGAACGAAGACGAGAUGUGCAAUUUCUACCUCAUGUACUACGUGGAUCAGGGCGAAACCCUGAACACAAAAUUCUGCUUCAGCCAGGGCGCUCCCUACUACUACUGGUCCAAUCCCGACACUGGCCUACACAACAUCCCACAUAUCGAGGCGAGCACUUUGUAAUCUGGCUGUCGAGAGCGUGAAAUCAGCUGCGGAAAGUGAAACGAAUGUAUACUACUUUAUUGUCUCGAUUAUUUUAUCGUUUACAACUAUUGAUGAUGGUUUAGCGUCAUUCUGUAUCCUAUUCUGUUGGCCACCAAUAAUUUAUGUAAAAUAUUUGUGCGUGUAAAUAAACAUAUGUAGAUAAUUCGCGAGAA
This is a messenger RNA of Drosophila subpulchrella, 1433 nucleotides long. RefSeq names its product peptidylglycine alpha-hydroxylating monooxygenase. NCBI's taxonomy places the organism in Eukaryota, Metazoa, Arthropoda, Insecta, Diptera, Drosophilidae. Gene Ontology annotation, biological process: peptide metabolic process. The transcript is spliced from 8 exons. The record is from RefSeq and is a predicted model, not a curated record. Gene Ontology annotation, molecular function: oxidoreductase activity, acting on paired donors, with incorporation or reduction of molecular oxygen, reduced ascorbate as one donor, and incorporation of one atom of oxygen; copper ion binding. Gene Ontology annotation, cellular component: extracellular region; membrane. Bases 139 to 1239 code for a protein of 366 amino acids.